Gossypium arboreum is the source of this 2048-nucleotide messenger RNA. RefSeq lists its product as uncharacterized. Bases 437 to 1510 code for a protein of 357 amino acids. Lineage: Eukaryota; Viridiplantae; Streptophyta; Magnoliopsida; Malvales; Malvaceae. The transcript is spliced from 12 exons. The record is from RefSeq and is a predicted model, not a curated record. Gene Ontology annotation, molecular function: oxidoreductase activity; nucleotide binding. Gene Ontology annotation, biological process: NADPH regeneration. Gene Ontology annotation, cellular component: cytoplasm.
AGAAAAACAAAAUACAAAUGCAACCUGAAUUCACAUAAGCUGAGGGAAAACUUUUGUUGUGGAAUAGAAACGGAAAGCUUCUCUUUCUUUCCCAAAUAAAAACAAGAAAAAACAAAAAGCCUCCAUCUUUUUCUUUACUUAGAACCGGCAAAUACCGCUUUAUGCUCAAAAUUUUCUUUCUUCUUUUUGUCUGGUGGUUCAGAUUUUCUAUGGGAUAAUCUAACUGGUAAUAUAUUUGUGAGCCCACUGAAGGCUCGUUUUUGGUAGCUCGUGUUAGAAUUUUCUGCGUCUCGCUCAACUUCCAAGCACAUUUUUUUCCUCUUACCACAUUGCAGUUGCAGUCGACUUCAAACUUCAAACUCCAAACUCCCACAUAACAAAAUCGUAAAAGGUCGAUCUAUCUAAAUUUUUGCUAAAAAAGUAAGAUCCUUCAAAAAUGGCUACCCUUCCACAAAUCGCGGUUCUGGGGGCUGGAAUAUUUGUAAAAACUCAAUACAUCCCGAGACUCGCCGAGAUCUCACAUCUCUUCUGCCUCAAAUAUAUCUGGAGCCGUUCAGAGGAAUCUUCGAGAGGAGCUGUUGAGAUAGCCAAACAGCAUUUUCCUGGAGUGGAAUGUAAAUGGGGAGACCAAGGUCUAAACGACAUCGUGCAGGAUUCUUCUCUUAUUGGUACUGCUGUCGUUUUGGCUGGCCAAGUUCAGGUAGAUAUCUCGCUAAAGUUGCUAAAAGCAGCAAAGCAUGUCAUUCAAGAGAAACCUGCAGCAACUAGUAUACCCGAGAUAGAGACUGCACUGGCUAGUUACAAAUCCGUUUGUACCAACCCUGGUCAACCAAUUUGGGCUGUAGCUGAAAACUAUCGAUUUGAACCUGCUUUUGUAGAGAGCAAGAAACUAGUGGCUGGUGUUGGGGAUAUGAUGAAUGUCCAAGUUAUUAUUGAAGGGUCAAUGAACAGUUCAAACCCUUAUUUUUCUAGCUCUUGGAGGCGAAAUUUUGAGGGAGGUUUUAUCUUGGAUAUGGGAGUGCAUUUUAUUGCUGGCUUGAGGAUGAUGGUUGGUUGUGAGGUGACCUCAGUUUCAGCCAUAACCUCUCAUAUAGAUAGAACUUUACCUCCGCCAGACAUUAUUUCUUCUAAUUUUAAGCUGGAGAAUGGAUGCUCUGGAGUCUUUGUGAUGGUUGUAUCCUCUAGUUCACCUAAGAUAAUUUGGCGAGUUGUUGGGUCAAAAGGAUCUGUACAAGUUGAGCGUGGAAAAGUAGAUGGAAAGCAUGGUUACUUGGUUUCACUAUACAGUGCAGAUGGGCAAAGCAAAAGCACUUUCCAUCCAUUCUGUGGAGUGCACGAAGAAUUAAAAUUUUUUAUACAUGACAUUGUGCAAGCAAACCUGAAGGGAAAUGGCUAUGAAGCUGAGCCACGCAGCUCUUUUGUGGAAGGUGCCAGAGACGUUGCAGUUUUAGAGGCAAUGCUUGAAUCCGGAUCCAAGGGUGGAACCUUGGUUAAUGUGAAGAAAUUUUAGGAUUGCGUAUGACCAUGACGAGUUUCCUCAGUAAGCAUUGGGUUGAGACAUUUUGGAAAAUAGAGAUGAUAAAAUUGAAGAAGUCAGAGAGGAAACUUGAAAGAAUAAAAUCUUAUGCAAAACCUACAAACACAUUCAUUGAAUAAAGGUAUUUACAAAUGUUUUAUCCAUCUCUGCUGUUCAUUGUGAGUUCUGGGUUUUUGACGUGUGAAUCGUUCCCCGCUAGGGGGCAGCCUGCAUUGCAUUGAAGAGGUCUGUACUUUUAGUUCCGUUACAACUUGUGAGUGUCCCCAGUAGGGAAUGAACGAGGUUUUGGAGGAAGCCCCAUGGUCCAGUCUUCUUGAGACAUGGGCCCUGCGAAAUAACGUGGCUAACCUAACCAGGUCACCAUGUAGAAAGCCGAUUAAACUACUUUAGGUUAGUCAUUCUCAUUCUCAUUUUUGCUAUUUGAUUUUGUAUUAUAUACACAGUUUUUUGUUUUUAAAAUGGCUGAAACUUUAAUAAUAAUAACAUUAAUAAUGCAAAAUUGGUUUUCAAA